Dinoponera quadriceps is the source of this 1604-nucleotide messenger RNA. RefSeq lists its product as uncharacterized. The record is from RefSeq and is a predicted model, not a curated record. Gene Ontology annotation, biological process: lipid transport. The coding region runs from base 44 to 1021 and encodes 325 amino acids. The transcript has 3 exons. NCBI's taxonomy places the organism in Eukaryota, Metazoa, Arthropoda, Insecta, Hymenoptera, Formicidae. Gene Ontology annotation, molecular function: lipid carrier activity.
CGGAUAACAAGUAGAAGCAUCAGUCAAACGCGGAACGUCGGUCAUGUUAGUGACAAUCUUGCCGUUUUUCUUGGCCGCGCAGGUCACCGUCGACCCCAGCCGGCAAUCGGAAUGGAACAUGUACGGUGGCGAGUGCACAUACGAUGUUUUCGUAAUAAUGUCUCUGUCGAACAUCGCCCCGGCGGACAAAUCUUUCUGCUCUGAGAUCAAGUCCGAUCUUAAGUGCCGACCCAAAGGACAGGACUCUCUGAGCUGCCACUUCCAGAACUCGUGGAUCCGGCAUCCCGGCCUGAAGGAAAACAAUUGCACGAGCGCGAUGGACCUUGUGCCCACGGGGACGAGAUUCGUAGGCGAGGAACCUUUCGAGAUCCGCUUCAACCCGAGGGGUAUCCAAAACCUAGUGGUGUCCAAGAAUACUCCCAGAUGGCAGCUGGACAUGAUCAGAGCCAUAGUCAGCCAGUUGAACAUCGGUUUCGAGGCGUUGGAACGGCGCGACCGAUUCACCAUCGUGGAGAACUCGACGAUGAAUAGCUGCGAGGUCGACGUCAGGUUCAUUCAUGAUAGCAGUGAAGAGGAGGACGAUGACGAUGACGAUGAUGAAAAGGACGAUUCGGUCGAGAAGAAUGGUGCCACCAAGCAGGGCGAGAUGGAAGGUCAGGACUUUGAGAUCCAAUUUGUGUCGACGAACGACAAGCCCGCGCGAACUUUGGACGAGAAGUUCCACGUGCAGAAGUUGCGACAGCCUAAGAGUUGUCCGCAAAGAACGAUCUACUUCUUCAGAAAUGAGGGAGAUUACGACCGCGGCGAUGAGGAAAUCUACAUGGAUAUGACCGACUCGGUGAGUCACAUCAUGAUCGAGAAGAAUAAAUUCCUGUCGUUUACGAUAGCGGCUGGCCUAAUAACAAACAGGUCGCAGGUCGUGAUACGACCUCAGCAGCACAUCAGAAUGAAGCUGAAGCAAAUAGAUCUCGCGCGACACUCACUGUCGGAGAUCCAGAAUCCAGUUUCGAUGAGUCUGUGAUAUUCUCGAAGCCGGAAGCGAUUUCGGAGGACACGCGAUCCAACCGUAUUGCAUUCAAGAUUUUUUUGAUAAAUGGUAUUCCGAUCGUGUGUAGUUCAAAAAUCAGUAGAACAUUUCCCGAAAUAACCGCUGUUCAAUAAUUAUUCGCCGCCACGUGAGAAGGACGUAUCAGACUAGUUAUUAAAGCUUAAUCAAUUGGGAUCAAAGCGAGAUCAGUAAUUAAUCGAUUCGUCAAAUUCUCUUGUAAGUCUUACCUAAGCAGAAACGUGAAAAGUGCAAAAUUCCAAAUGAACUUGAUGACUUAAGUGAUCACGUGACUUGCUGAAGAAUGAAAAAUGAAAAUGAAAAUGUGAAAUUAUGUACUUAUUACGUUUCUGCUCUUCGGAAAAUUUAAGUGAUAGCUUAUAUGGUCUCACAGCUAGAUUCCAAUAUUCGAUAUGGUCUAAGAAUCAUAUAUCGAGAACAUGAUCUAUGUUAUAAACGUGGGAGCAACUUUCUCGUUUCAUGAGAGGCUCAACUUCUGAAUUUCUUCUCCUUUCCGCCACAGAGGUACUGAAAAUUCUAUCAUUCUCAGUUGAUACAG